AUGGCAAUCACCUCCAUCCUCCGAUAUCUGCGUCUCAAGAUCAUCGUAACCCUUCUCCGCUGCGUUGUCCGCUGGAGGCAAGGCCCGUUUCUUAUUCCGCCAGCACCGCUCAGGAGAAAACUGGUCCAAAUUCCUUCACGUGAGGCCGGCCGCGUGAUCGACGCUUGGCUGUACUACCCGGACGAUCCAGCCCUGAUCAAUUGGCAUGGAAGCGGUUUCGUGUUCCCUUCGCUCAGCAUCGAUCAUGAAUAUUGUUCCCAGAUUGCGCAAAAAGCCGGCAUCUUUGUUCUCGACGCGGAUUACCGAAAAUCCCCAGAGCACCCCUACCCUGCACCUGUGGAAGAUGUCGAAGACGUUUUAGCCUGGGUCGGCGAGCAGUCUACUUUCAUCGAUGCCUCGCGGUUGGCAGUCUCCGGCUUCAGCGCCGGGGCAGUCCUCGCAUUUGUCGCUGCUUCGGUGUUGCGCUCAAGCUACCCUAAACUCAAUAUCCGGGCAGCGCUCGGUGUAUACCCCGGAACGGACCUUGCAACGGACCCACAGACGAGGAUUAUUCCGGCGCCGGUGCAACCCAUACCGCCCAAAGUUCUUGACAUAUUUUUGACUCGUACGCGCCGUUGA
This is a messenger RNA of Parascedosporium putredinis, 618 nucleotides long. NCBI's taxonomy places the organism in Eukaryota, Fungi, Ascomycota, Sordariomycetes, Microascales, Microascaceae. The record is from the annotation of a GenBank genome assembly.